Uloborus diversus is the source of this 1305-nucleotide messenger RNA. RefSeq names its product probable splicing factor, arginine/serine-rich 5. The transcript has 7 exons. The record is from RefSeq and is a predicted model, not a curated record. Gene Ontology annotation, cellular component: nucleus. Bases 88 to 1137 code for a protein of 349 amino acids. Lineage: Eukaryota; Metazoa; Arthropoda; Arachnida; Araneae; Uloboridae. Gene Ontology annotation, molecular function: RNA binding; zinc ion binding.
UGGGGAAGAUAGAAAGUAAGCGUCAUCGAAAAUUGAUAUUGGUUAUGGACGCCAUUUUCUUGUAAAAAUCCGAAAAGCUAAGUAGCAAUGUCUUCUCGGCGUUCUCAGCUUUUUGUUGGACGAUUACCUUUAGAUUCUAGAGAAAGGGAUAUUGAAGCAUUAUUUGAACGCUAUGGGAGUCUGGUGAGAUGCGAUUUAAAAUAUGGAACUGGAAUGGCAUAUGCAUUUGUUGAUUAUGAAGAUAAAAGAGAUGCUGAGGAUGCUAUAAAAUAUGAAAAUGGACGUGAUCUUCGUGGCCAAACUAUUGUGGUGGAAUGGGCACGAGGCCCAUCUAGCCGCCCUCCAAUGCGUAGCAGGACCAGUGCAGAAUGUUAUCGAUGCCAUCGACAUGGUCAUUGGGCCCGAGAUUGUCCAGAACUAGAGAGAGAUAGAUACAAAGCUCGACGUUACUCUCGCUCACGUUCUCGUUCCAGGAGGAACAGGUACAGUUAUAGCAGAAGCCGUAGCCCUUCUAGAGGCCGUUGGGGGCGUCGACGUCGAACUCCUAGCCAAGUUCGUUCUCCUAGUUACAAUAGAUCAAGACGUCCAAAGAAGAGGACCCCAACUCCAGCUAGUUCACGAUCACGUUCCAGGUCUGGAAGCAUUGAUAAGUCUAAAUCCAAAUCUGAUAAGAAAUCAAGGCGAAGCUCAAGUAAAUCUGUCAGUCGUAGUCCAAGCAAGCCACGAAGCAGAAGUGUCAGUAAAACACGAGAUCGGAGUAUGAGUCCUCGCAAGUCUCGAAGUUCAAGUCUGCGAAAAGAUCAAAGUCCUCCUCCCAAAGAACGAAGUAGGAGUCCCAGUAAAGACCAUACUCCAGAGCGCAGGGAAUCUCACAGUCGAAGUCGCAGCAAAGUUAGCAGAUCCCGCAGCAGAAGUAGAAGCUUGGAGCAAAAGAAAAGGUCUAAAAGUCGAAGCUCUUCUCCUGGUGACUUGAGGGACAGUGUUGCCAAUGGAGAAAGAGGUAGGAAGAGAGAGCGUCACGCAAGUGGAUCCGUUUCUCCGAGAAGUAAAAGUCGCAGCCGCUCCCGUAGUCCCAGUUAUGAAAAAGAAUCUGGCCGUGGCGCCAAGGGUAGAGAAAAGUGGAGCCAGUCUCCAUAGUCAUAUCAUGCGGUAGUUAACAUGUUACUCCAAGCUUUCCAUUUUUGAAAGAGAAAUAGCAAAAUUCUGCGAAAGAACAUGAACUUUUUUUCUCCCUCCUUUGUCUGAGAUUCUAUUUCUUUCUAUACAAUAUUUCAUUACUGUCUCCAAUAAAGACAAUGUUUUUAA